GUUGUAGAUUAUGGAAGAAAUGCUGUAUGAGCCGGAAUAUAUCGUCGAUAUGAAAGUAACGUCUGGCCGCUGUUUCUACCUCAUAAAAUGGAGAAAUUUUCCAGUGAGUGAUUGUACUUGGGAACCUACGGAGAAUCUUAUAAACUGUGGCACUUUGAUUGCUGAAUAUAAAAACUCCGAAAAAAACCAGCCACAACGAAGAGAGCUGAAAAAACGAGGCAGGAAGAAGAGGAAUCGGAAACUUUCAGUCAAUAAUUCUUUGAAUUUGGAAGAACGAACUGGCGAUGCAUCUUUUUGCAAGGAUAUAUCAAAAGAACAAACGCCGGUCAUAGGUGCGUCUGAAAGAUUAGAUUUCUCCAGUGUUGCAGCUUUGAUUUGCAGAGAACAGCGUAAGGAUACAACUCGGUUUAAAGCUGAACUCGUUGAUGGAAGUUCGGCAUGGAUAGAUGAUAGAGAUACUCAUAUGCACCUGAAAGAUCAGCUGAUCGAAUUCUACGAACGAAUUUUAAAUCUCAAGUCUCGUGAAAUGUAA
Molecule: messenger RNA, 532 nt
Organism: Loa loa (African eye worm)
Lineage: Eukaryota; Metazoa; Nematoda; Chromadorea; Rhabditida; Onchocercidae
Exons: 5
Coding region: 11-532 (173 amino acids)
Biological process (GO): chromatin organization; negative regulation of transcription by RNA polymerase II
Cellular component (GO): pericentric heterochromatin
Molecular function (GO): chromatin binding
Source: RefSeq, a predicted model, not a curated record